AUGUUAUGGUGUAUCAAGUGUCUGGGUCCACAUUUGAAACUUCAACAACCACUGACUUUGACUUUUGACAAAUUAACGAAUACAACUUAUAAAUAUUGGGAGGGAAUCUUCGGUUUGGUAUUUAAGAAAGCGAACGGUAGAGAGGUUUUUGCUUUUGCAAGAUCUUCUUACAAAGAAAAAAUAAAGCUGAUGAAUUUGAUUUCAAUCCUCUGUUUUGUUCUCAUAAGCUUCGGUGUUGCUUCGGUUUCAGCAGAAACAACAUGUCCGAACAAUGGAGGAGGUUUCACGCCCAACGGUACCUACGACGCAAACCGCCGUCUCAUCCUAUCUUAUCUUCCUUCAAACGUCACGGCUCAAAAGGGCCUCUUUUACAACGGCUCCAUCGGACAAGAACCGAACCGUAUCUACGUAACAGGGAUGUGCAUGCCAGGAUCAGAUACAGUUGUCUGUUCUGACUGUAUCAAGAUGGCCUCUGAUGAUUUGUUACAGAGAUGUCCAAACCAAACAGAAGCGUAUUCUUGGGCACCUCAUCCCACGCUUUGCUAUGUGCGCUACUCCAACACUUCUUUCUUAGGAUCUUUAGAUCUAAGUCCGUGGCAGAGCAUCACCCACCGUGCAAAUGUAACCUCAGAUCUGACAGAGUUCAGGAAGAUAUGGGAAGACUUAGCUGUUCGUAUGAUUGAUGCAGCAUCCACAUCCAAAAGCUCACCAUCCUCUAGUGAUAACUAUUACACAGCUAAUACCGCAGCCUUGAAUCCUUUCCAGGAAAUCUAUGCAUUGAUGCAAUGCACGCCGGAUCUUUCCUCUAGUGAUUGUAAGACUUGCCUCCGAGAGAGCGUACGUCACUACAACGACCGGCCAUGCUGUAAUAGGAGGCAAGGGACCCGUGUCCGGCGGCCAAGCUGCUAUCUCCGUAUGGAGACGUAUACCUUCUCUAAGGCUUCUUUUGUUAAUUUUACGGCGGCUUCUCCUCUUCCUGUAGAUGAUCAGCCCAGCAAGAUCAACAAUGGAGAAGAUAGCAAAAGACUCUCAACUGGAAUUGUCGUGGCCAUUACCGUUGCAACUGUUGUUGGCGUCUUGAUACUGCUUGUUCUUGGUUAUGUUCUAUGCCGGAGGAGAAACUCAUACCAAAGAACUCAGUUUGAAAAUGAUAGUGAUAUCUCAACUACAAAUUCAUCACAAUACGACUUUAAGACAAUUGAAGUUGCAACAAACAAUUUUUCCAGUAGUAAUAAGCUCGGUGAAGGUGGGUUUGGCGAGGUUUACAAGGGUACACUAUCAACUGGAACGGAAGUGGCUGUGAAGCGACUGUCGAAAAUGUCAGGACAAGGGACAAGAGAGUUCAGGAACGAGGCUGUUCUUGUGUCAAAACUUCAACAUAGGAAUCUUGUUAGGCUUCUUGGAUUCUGUUUGGAAGGAGAAGAAAAGAUUCUCAUCUAUGAGUUUGUCCCUAACAAAAGCCUUGACUAUUUCCUAUUUGACCCUGAAAAGCAAGGUCAGCUAGACUGGUCUCAACGAUACAAGAUCAUUGGAGGGAUUGCUAGAGGAAUUCUUUAUCUUCAUCAAGAUUCACAGCUCACAAUCAUUCAUCGUGACCUUAAAACAAGUAACAUUCUCUUGGAUGCUGAUAUGAACCCAAAGAUUUCAGAUUUUGGACUGUCUACAAUCUUUGGAAUAGAUCAAACUCAAGGCAAUACCAACAGAAUUGCUGGAACCUACGCUUACAUGUCUCCUGAGUAUGCAUUGCAAGGUCAAUUUUCCAUGAAAUCUGACGUUUAUAGCUUUGGAGUCUUAGUUCUCGAGAUUAUAAGUGGAAAGAAAAACAGUAACGUCUACCAGAUGGAUGAAACGAGUACUGCUGGAAACUUGGUCAAUAAUGCUUGGAGGCUUUGGAGAAACGGGUCACCACUGGAACUGUUGGAUCCAUCAAUUGGAAGGAAUAAUCAAAGUAAUGAAGUCACUAGAUGCAUCCAUAUUGCGCUCUUAUGUGUUCAAGACAAUCCAGAAGACCGUCCAAUGUUAUCAACUAUCAUCUUGAUGCUCACUAGCAACACAAUCAGUCUACCAGUGCCUCAACUACCAAGUUUUUUCCCGCGUAGCAGGCCCGAAUUUGAGCAGGUAUCCAUGUCCGAAUCAAGUCAAUCUACAGUAAAAUCUGUUAGUGAUUCUAUUUGUGACACGACUAUUACUGAACUAGAGCCUCGCUGAAGAUGGAACUGAUUCUCUGUAUGCAAGUUUGAAUGAUGCUUUUUGUAACAUUUCACUGCCAAUUCAAGAACAUUAUUUAAUACUUUGUUUUUGUCCUGUUUCAUGUAUUUAUAAUUCAAGAAGAUUCUCCAACGUAGAGAAUUGUCAGUCUCAAUCCUUGUAAUUGAUUCUUUACUUAUUCUCCAACGUAGAGGAUUGUUGUCCCAACA
This is a messenger RNA of Brassica napus (rape), 2417 nucleotides long. Its product is annotated as cysteine-rich receptor-like protein kinase 11. NCBI's taxonomy places the organism in Eukaryota, Viridiplantae, Streptophyta, Magnoliopsida, Brassicales, Brassicaceae. The record is from RefSeq and is a predicted model, not a curated record. Gene Ontology annotation, molecular function: ATP binding; protein kinase activity. The transcript has 8 exons. The coding region runs from base 1 to 2208 and encodes 735 amino acids. Gene Ontology annotation, biological process: protein phosphorylation.